Molecule: messenger RNA, 3026 nt
Organism: Papilio polytes (common Mormon)
Lineage: Eukaryota; Metazoa; Arthropoda; Insecta; Lepidoptera; Papilionidae
Gene: Rab30
Product: ras-related protein Rab-30
Exons: 5
Coding region: 116-724 (202 amino acids)
Cellular component (GO): trans-Golgi network
Molecular function (GO): GTP binding; GTPase activity
Source: RefSeq, a predicted model, not a curated record
UUUGUACUUUUGUGUAAAUCGUAAUGUGAAUUUGUGAAAUCUUGAUUUUGGGAUUAAUCUUAUCAAUAAUGUGCAUUUGAUCCUAGUUUCCGACAAAUGUAAUUUGGUGCUCGUUAUGGAGGAUUAUAAAUUUCUAUUUAAAGUUGUAUUGGUUGGUAACGCUGGUGUCGGAAAGACAUGCUUGGUGCGUCGUUUUACCCAGGGGCUGUUUCCCCCUGGACAAGGUGCAACGAUCGGAGUGGAUUUUAUGAUUAAAACUGUGGAGGUGGAUGGCGAGAAAGUGAAGUUGCAAAUAUGGGACACUGCGGGCCAGGAGAGAUUUCGGUCUAUAACUCAGAGCUACUACAGGUCUGCACAUGCACUUAUCCUGGUGUAUGACAUAUCUUGUCAGCCUACAUUUGACUGCUUACCCGAUUGGCUGCGGGAGAUUGAGGAAUAUGCCAAUAACAAAGUGCUAAGGAUAUUAGUUGGUAAUAAAACCGACAGAGAAGAUAGGGAGAUACCAAGGCAUAUAGGGGAGGACUUUGCACAGAGACACGGGAUGUACUUCCUGGAGACUUCGGCGAAAGAGGCCGAAAACGUGGAGCGGUUGUUUAUGGAAAUUGCUGUUGAAUUGAUGGAGCAAGCGAAAUGCAAGGAGUUGCCCAAAUACGACGGCAGUUUAGGUCCUAUAAAUGGAAAGACUACGUCGGUCGGCGACAGCUCCUGUUGUCUCCGGUCUUAAAUAUACGAAUUUAUCUCAUUGAUAUUAUUAGUGUUGUACAGCGUUUUUAUAAAGAGACCGGUUUAUCGAUAAUCCAAAUAGAUUCGAUUUUCGCAUCGUAAAAUAAUAGUAUUUUCUAAACAAUUUUAUCAAGAUAAAAUUUUCAUUAUUUGAUUCGCUUCUUGUAGGAUGUAGAUUAAAAAUUGUAGUGAAAAGUCUCUUUAUAAAAAUGUAUUUAUUAUUCGUAUUCGCUAGUGUUGUGUUGUCGACAUUCCAGUAGGGUUUAGUGUAAGAGCUAUGUAGCAAUAUCAUGAUUAGCAAAAACCAAGGAGACAAUUUUGAAAGCUACAGUUCUGGUUAAAAUCUUACUUAUCUUCAGUACUUAAUCAAUACAAUAAAAAUCAAAAACUUAUAAUUAACGUAACUAAUUGACAAUUAAUGUUUGCUUAUUGUUGAUUACCAUUUAGAUGAUAGUUGCGAAAAUGUAUAUUCGUGUUCAAUUUUCGUUAUAAAUUCGACCGCACGAAACGUCAAUUAACUGGAUUUACUCUUACUCUAUGAUUUAUUUAUUUUUUUCUGUUUGAAAGUCCGAAUUUUCAUUCAUAAUUUCUUGAGAUUGUUUAAAAAUUAUAAUUUUUGUUUAUGAUUGAUUUAUUUUUAAAUUUUGUAGUCGUGAUAUUGUAACAUAGUGUUGAAAUUAAUCAAUUUGCUGUUGCAAUUUUUGUUAUAAUUAAGUAGUUAUUGCAUUAGUUGCGUUGUGGUUAUAUUUAAGAAUUUCGUCGAUAUGUUGUACUAUUUUGUAGGUUAUAUUUUUGUGAAGCCAUUGCACAUAUACAUUGCAAGGUAAUUGUCACAUCGAAGAAGUUUUUUUUUUUAAUUAUUUUGGUAUAGAUUAUGUCUGAUUUAAUCUGUGAGAUAUUGGAUCUUCUUGGCUUGUUCAGUUGCUUUUGACUAAUGAAAUAGCAUCGGAAUAUGGAAAUAUGCAAUAUCUGUUACUCAAAUAACCUACAAGUUGUGAAGGAAUGUGAUCGAAAAAAUAUUUACAUGUGCAAUUAUACUUAUUAUUGUAUAAUAGAGAAAUAUUUUUAUUUAAACACAGUACAUUUGAAAGAUUAACUAAAAUGGGUUUUUAUUUUUAUAUUUUGGUCAAGUUUUACAUCACACAUUUAUUUUUUAUUUUGACAUAGGAAUUAUAUUUUUUAUCUGUGAAUUGUUAAUUUUAAGUGUAAUGCACGGUACACACUUGGCCAGUGGCGUUGGACAGUUGCGACGGCCAAUCAUUGAUUGUGUGGACUCACGGGCCAGUUAGCGUUCACACUAUGCCAGUUGAUUGACAGUCCAGUUAUUGUACGUUAAUGACCAACUGUACUGGCCAAGUGUGAACCGCGCUUAACAUUAAUGUUGUAUUUAUUGUACAUUUACAUGUAAGGUGCCUUUUUAUUUUUUUAAACACAAAAACGUAGGUUUAGUCGAUCUAUUCUCCCUGAAAUGUAACCCCUAGGGGUAAUAGGUGUCCAAGUAUACGCUUUUUAAAAAGUCUUAUGUCUUUGAAGUUUUUGUCAAUUUCUAUUGACUCUAAAUUCAGGCAGACCCAUGAGAUGUCGUACUUAAGUUAGCGAUUUUAAAGAUUCUUAUAUUCGUAUAUUUUUCUUAUUAUUUUGAAAUAAACAAUGAAUUUUUGGACAUCUAUAACCCUUUUGGUUAUAGUUCAGGGACAACUGAUGGAUUAACCUAAAAUCUAGUGUUGUGCACUUUGGUGUCAAAUUAAUAUUUUGUGAUUUAUUGUGACGUGCAAUUUUGUUGAAAUUAUAGCAAAUGUCAUUGUUUAAUGUUGCUUUAGUAUUUGGUAAAGUAAAGCUGUCUUAUUUCACAUUUAUGUAAAAAAUAUAUUAAACCACUCGUGUAAUAAAAAAUUACAGAUCUGAUGUAAAAUUGGGCUCUUUCAAACCGAUCGAUUCGAAUCACUGAUCGCUUUUGAAACUUCAAUCGAUUUUUGAGAUUUGCGAUUCUGGAAAAUCGAUUAGUAAUUGUGAUAUUUUUGUAAAGAAUUGUAAUAUAAGAGAGCUUUACCAGGAACUUGUUGAAAUGUUGCAAGAAUGACAAAUGCUGUUUACUAGUUAUUUGUUUAAAAGUUAGUUACAUUUUUUUACUUAAGCUUAAAAAGUCCAUUUACUUGCCACGCCAUGUUAAAUGUUGUAUUGUUUGAACUUAUAUAGUAAUAAAAAAAAUUUCUAACGUUAUCAUUGAUCAUAGAAAAUAAAUUCUCACCAAAGAAACUGAAUUAUUGUAAUACUCGCAAUAAAUAAAUGAACACUGAAUAUUU